Messenger RNA from Parnassius apollo (apollo), 849 nucleotides. NCBI's taxonomy places the organism in Eukaryota, Metazoa, Arthropoda, Insecta, Lepidoptera, Papilionidae. The record is from the annotation of a GenBank genome assembly.
AUGAAUUUCAAUAAAAAAAUAACGCAAAACUUAAUAGAAUGGAUUGAAACCAACAGAAUACUAGGCGUUGACCUUGUUGACGUAUAUAUUGAUGAAAUAAGCGAGGAGAUUCAAAAUGUCCUAUUAAGAUAUAAAGAUCAAGGAAAUUUAGCAGAAUCAGAGUAUAUUGUACCGUUAGAUGUAGAUGAAAUACUGCUGCCAAAAAUAGCUUUUAAUUUGUCAGAAUUGCUGAGACGUUUAAGAAGUUAUGGUUGGAAUCCAAAAGAAUAUUCAGCAAUUUUAGUUCAAAAUGUUUUCUUUUUUGAUUUUAUGCAAGGAGUGCAUAAAUAUAAAUUCUUUAAAAAUGAUUCUAACAAGAGUAAGAUCUAUGUCAAACGAGAUAAUGUACGAAUUAACGACGCGAUCAAUAUGAAUGUAGAGAAAAUAGAAUUAGAAGAUGAUUCUAAUAGUUUAAGUAUGACUGAUUUAGAUAAAGAAAACUUAAACAAAUACGGAAUUAAGUGUAAAAGGAAAAUUCCUAUUCCCAAAUUAUCACAAAAUAUUAUUCGCUCAGCGUUAGUGAGUCCCGUUGGUUAUUAUAGUAAAAGUAUGAUGCUAACAAGAAGAGUAUUAACUGCAUUUAAUCACUACCCUUUAACAAACCUUGGAAUGAAAGGUUUCGCCGGAUGGUCAGCCCCAUUCAGCGAAGUGCAGCUCAAUCAUUAUAAGGAGUCGUGCAACACGACGAUGGUGGCGGAGUGCGUAAGGUAUGUACAACGGGCUCGAGUUGAUCGCACUGCACUGCGACUGCAUCCUCGGCUAACUCACGCUCUCGCUGCUGCACUUUGCCAUAAAAUAAAAACGAUUUAA